Messenger RNA from Paralichthys olivaceus (Japanese flounder), 2268 nucleotides. It is a transcript of the gene styk1b, whose product is annotated as serine/threonine/tyrosine kinase 1b. Lineage: Eukaryota; Metazoa; Chordata; Actinopteri; Pleuronectiformes; Paralichthyidae. Gene Ontology annotation, biological process: protein phosphorylation; cell surface receptor protein tyrosine kinase signaling pathway; multicellular organism development. The record is from RefSeq and is a predicted model, not a curated record. Gene Ontology annotation, cellular component: plasma membrane; signaling receptor complex. Gene Ontology annotation, molecular function: ATP binding; transmembrane receptor protein tyrosine kinase activity.
GCUUGUAGAAGCUGACAUGCUGCUGGCUUCAAAAAGGAAAAAGGAAAUUACAGAAUGUGGUCGAGCAAAGUGUUAGAAAAGGCAGGUCAGGACUGGGGAUCAGCAGACACCUGACAUCAGUGUGGGUGAAUCACCACUGGAGCUGAGAGGGACGGAGACAGAAAGGAGGAAAAAGGAAGGGUAAAUAAAAAAAAGGGAGGCGGAUAAGGAGCAGGUGAGGAGGGUGGGGUUGAGAAAACACUGAAGGUGGAAGGUAGACAAACAGAGAGCAGCACGGUGAUCCCCUGAGCCUGACGUCGCCUGAGACAAUGACGAUCUGAGCAGGCUCCACGUUCAUCUGGGAGGAUGUGUGAAAAGAGCCUGUCCGCGUGAAGGAGGGAAACAUGAGCCUCCAAUAACAGGAUCUAUCAUUUUAUCUAGGGUCUAAGUAACAACUGAAGGAGCUGAGGAUGUCUUCGGUAUCAGAUGCAGACUACCGCUGUCAACAUGGGGAUACAAUCUGUGAGAUCCGUGUCUACGAGCAGGAGGUGAUCAUAGUUCCCAUCUUGCUGCUGGCCAGCUUCCUGGUCACCCUGGUCUUCAUUUUGCUGCUGCACUUCUGUCCGGAGAAAGUCGAUCGGAUCCGACCAAAGGCCUCAAAGUCGACCGCCAGGAGAACACUGCACGGUAUCGAUGCUCCACCAGGUAUCAAUGUGCUGGAGCAUGAAAGCAUCGCUCUGGACAUGCCCAGUUCCUACUCCACCUUCAACCCUCCAAGCACCUACUCCUCUAAGAACAACCUCUCCGUGCCUGUGAGCACAGCCUCUCUCCCGUCCGACCCCCAAAAACAGCCCUUCAAGCCCAGCUUCAUUCCCAUCGUCCAGCCCAGGGAGUUGCCCCGCCAGAGGUUGCCCGAGUCCUUCAACCUAGUCACCCCUCUGCCCGUGGCCUUCAGCCUGCGCUCCGACUCCUCUGUGUCCCUCUACAGGGCCCGUAUGGAAAACAGGAACGUGGUCCUGCGGGUGCUGAAUGACUCUGCAGAUGCUUCAGAAAGACACAGCUUCCUGGGUUUUGCAUCCUUCCUGGCUCAGCUUGGGCCUCAUCCAUUCCUGCCGGAGCUGCUCGGUGUGGUGUCCCUGCGAGCUCCUCUGGUCACAGUGGUGGAGGAGCUGGAGAACAGAGACCUGCUCAGCCUCCUGUGGAGAUGCAGACAGGACGGUGUAGCUCCUCCGUGUGAAAUGACUGAGAGAGGAAUAUUUACUAUGGCCCAACAGGUGGCCUCAGCUCUGGAGUUUCUUCACAGCAAAGAUCUUCUCCACGGAAAUAUUCGUGCCCGCAACGUACUGGUCAGCAAGGACUUCACGGCCAAGCUCUGGGGUCUUCAUGGGGUCUACAGGAGGAAGAACCAGGUGGGCACUCAGAGGGAGGAUGCCAGCAUGAAGAAAUGGCAGGCACCAGAGCUGUUGGCCAAGAGGGCUGCCAGUCAGAGCAGUGACGUCUGGUCAUUUGGCAUCUUACUGUAUGAGAUGGCAACACUGGGUGAAGCUCCGUUUGCAGAUAUCUCAGUUAAUGAACUUCUACAGUUUCAUCAAAGAGGGAAGAGUCUGAAAAAACCUUCCAACUGCUCCAACGCUCUGUACUCCAUCAUUAAAGGUUGCUGUAAUUGGAAGGAUCAAGAUCGACCCUCCCUGGCUGACGUGAGCCGAAAGCUCACCUCAGGGGAGAAGAGCGCCUCCGACAAAGUCCUCAAGGCGUCUGGGACGAUUAACAUUGAGCAGUAUCUGCAGGAAGCAGGAUACGGGGAGACCAACAGCUACACUGUUUUCUGAUCACUGCCUGUGCCGGCAAAAUAUAUUGCAAUAUUCUCAAAUACCCCAGUGGUGCACUUUACAACACAGAGUCUUUCAGGUGCAAUUAAAGUGUCCUGUGUAGAUGUGCUUUGGACGCGGAGGUUGUUCUUUUAUUUUGCUGUGUAUUCUCAUACUGUGAUGCAAACAAUGAGAGGAUCUUACACGUAUAAUAAGUUAUUUACCUUUUGAAGCAGUGACUUAUUUGUGGGGGAAAUACAUGAAAUGUUUUAACAGUGAACUGUUACGUAAACUUGACGACGUACAGCUGCUGCAUCCUGACCUUGUGUUAGACACCGUAGAUAUAUGAAGGUUUACCAAUGUUUACAACCUGAAGCUGAUGUAUAUUAAAAGAUGUAAUAUAUGUUAUUACUGCAUUUUUGUACAAUUCUAUAUUAGUUGGAGUUAUGGAAAUGUAGGAUUUGUUAUUGAAAUUACAAUA